CAUUUUUGUCAUCGCGACUAUCAAAUUAAUAGUUCUGCUUUCAAAUAAAUUCUUAAAUAUGCAAAACUAUCGAAUGAAAACGAAACGACAAAUAUUUAUAUUAGAUUAAAUUCACGUAUUCCGCAUAUGAUUAAAUUUUACGAAGAUGACAAAUAUAUAAAAGGCUGCGUGAGAUUAUGCGUAACCGAAUUCGAUAAUUUGGAGUAUUCCCCGAUAUAUCCUGGAGGAAAACGCGAUUUAGAUGUAUUAUGGAUCGAUGCUUACCUCGUGCUGGAUAAAGCUCUAGCUACUCUGAGUUGUUUAAUCGAUUCUGCUUACCAAGACCCCAUAGACAAAUUUAACCAAAGAAUCCGCAAAAACUGCUCUCCUUCCUCCAAACUCUUCCACUUAACGGCGUCCCACGCUAAGAACAUCCCGGGUCCUAAUUGCCAACCGCGAAACUGGGCCGGAUUAAAAGGACAAAAUACCUCAUCUUUAUCAACUGGAACCGGUUUUAAUGGUCUCUGGGGGCUAACAACUCUACCAGAAGACCGAAUUUUAGAACAAAGAGAAGACCUGCAUCAAGUAAAGCUUUACAGAUCCUGUCCCUUUACCCGUGCACCUUUAACCCGGUAUGGAAGCGAAUGUAUAGGGUUUGACACCCAUUCGAUUCGAAGACCUCUUUUUUCCUCAUAUUUAGCGCUUUACCAAGAAGAAAACAAUUGCAAUGAAACGAAAGAAGAGAUUGUAACAGAACCUCCAAAUAAUUUGCAAAGUGGUUCUCAAUUUGGUCACCGAAGGGGCUCGCUGCCUAUAGUCAACUCAUUGCAAUUCAACGAGGAAAUGGAUCCCAAGAAAAAAUUAUUCUCCCAACAAUCCUCCUACAUGAAUCAAUCCAAUCUAUCUCUUUCGAACGUUUUGAACGGUUUAUUCCGCGUUAAAUCUAUCAAAAACAACUUAAAAAGGACGAAAAGUGUCAUUAAAUUAGAUAAUAGGAAACGGAAAUCAGCGAAUGAAAGCGAUUUCAAAAACUUGAACACCCUGGAAUUGUCUAGCCGGCAAGAAGAACUUAAAACGCCACUCAAAAAUGGUUUCGUUUCCUUAUUCCUCCCCCCUCACUCCCCUUGCAUUUCAAAACAUGCUCGUUCUUCUAAAUAUAUACACACUGAAGCAAACCGAGAAAAUUCCGAUUACGAGCCUAAUUUUAACAACUUGAAUAACAGUUCACUUACUUCCACCGUUGCUCACUCCAAGAUAAACGGAAAUUUUACAAAUUUCAGUCCAUGUUCGAGCGACGAUUUCUAUUCUUCUUCCGAUCCAAGAUAUUCCAAAAAAAGCUCCUAUAAUUCAAUCGUCAAUAACAACCCCGAAAUAUUCAGAGAAAAUUCUGUCAAUCACUCAGGCUAUAAAAACCUAAAAAUAUUCUCCAAUUCUCGCUCUAAACUCGCUUCCAACUCUAAAAUUUACCCCGAAAACAAUAUAAAUAUGAUAGAAAACCGUGCAAGCGAUAAAAAUUGUACGAAUUCUUUUUUCCCUCAAAAAUCUAUCAUGAACGCCCAAAAUACCCCUAAUCUUCAUGCCAACAAACCUAAUCCUCAUUUCAACAAAACUUUAUUAAACCGCGAUUCUUUAACGCUAGCCACCCAUCACACACUAGACUUAAACCUCCCCGGAAUAACCUUGACGCCUACGCAUAAGAGCGUAUUCAAACAAACUCAUUGCCUCAGGGUGUCGACCCCAGUCGCGACAAGUACUUCUAAUACACUCGGAUCGACACCUAGUCGGACAGAAAAUUAUUACAGUUUUUCUACCACGGAGGAAUACGUUAGAUGGAUAGAAAGUAUUAGGGAAGCCAUAAACCCUUAUCAUUCCAGUGUCCGGCGCCGGGAAAAUUGCCUGCAAAUUUGGAUUCUUGAAGCCAAAGGCGUUCCAGCUAAGAAAGGAUACUUUUGCGAAAUCUAUCUUGAUGAACACUUUCAUUCGAGAACAGCUACCAAAACUAAAGCUGAAAUAUGUUUUUGGGGCGAAACUUUCGAUUUUAAAAAUUUACCAGACGUGCAAAAUGUUUUCGUCAAAUUUUAUCGAGACGAUAGCUCUUCCAGUGGACCCACUAAAAAAAAUAGAAAACCAAAAAGCAAGAAAGAUUGCAAUAAAGCGAGAUUCAUAGGAAAUGUUUCAAUUCCCGCAGAUCUUAUAAAGGGUAACCAAUUUUUCGAGAAAUGGUAUCCUGUCACAACUCCUGGUCAACACUCUUCUCACAAAAGUCAAAGCAGCAGUUGUGAUAAACCGUCUAUUCGCAUCAAAGCCAGAUAUCAAACAUUUGAUAUUCUACCCCUCUGUUUGUACAAGGAUUUCCUAAAUCUACUCACUGAAGAUUACCUGAUAAUAUGCCAAUAUCUAGAAGCCCACAUAUCCGUCAAAACUAAAGAAGACAUAUCGACCUCCCUGGUUUAUAUAUUUGAAAACUUUGGUAUGGCUCAGGAAUUUUUAACCAAUAUCGUAGAGAUGGAGGUGAAUAAAUUAGAAAACGAGAGCCUGACCUUCAGAGGUAACUCUUUGGCCACCAAAUCCAUCGAAGCCUACAUGAAAUUUUCGGGACUCUCCUACCUACGCAGAACUUUGCUAGAUUUUAUCAACGUUAUUCUGGAAUCCAAUGACGAUUGCGAAGUAGACCCAACCCGGGUAGCUAAUAAGACUGCCCUAUAUAAGAACCAACAAAAUCUCACAAUGUAUUGUGAGAUGGCUUGGACCAAAAUUGUCAACUCCUAUUCCUAUUUCCCUAAUCCCCUCAAAAAGGUAUUUCACAGCAUUCGUAAACGACUGGAAGCCUCUAGCCACAAACCCGAGAUAAGCGAUAACGUUAUAAGUGCUUCUAUAUUUCUUAGAUUUUUAUGUCCUGCCAUUCUCUCUCCCAGCUUAUUCGGUCUAGUGCAAGAGUAUCCCCAAGAAAGAGCUGCUAGAAAUCUUACGCUUAUAGCUAAGACUAUCCAGACUCUUGCUAAUUCUAAUAAGUUCGGCGGGAAAGAGGGCUAUAUGAAUUUCAUGAACCAUUUCGUGGAGAGGGAAUGGAUCAACAUGAAGUGUUUCUUACGCAAAAUAUCGACGGUUGAUAGUUACGAUUCAUCCUCAUUUAGAACGGAUAAGAGUGAGCAAAAUUGCCUGACAUUGCGAUUCCCCGAAUUCGAGGAUUAUAAUGAACGGAUGGACGAAUCAUGCAAUAGUUACUACAAUAACUCCAGCUAUAAUUUAAGCGGAAUAGACUUGGGUAAAGAACUAUCCUUAACUUACAGUCGCCUCAUAGAAACUAUGGAUAAAAUGGACACCAUAUAUGAGGGUAAAGACAGCUUCACUCAUAUAAAUUCAAAACUCAGAAAAGUCAUUGUUGAUAUCCGAAACGCUUCUUUCUCUUCUUGCUCAGACGAUGCUUCAUCCAUAGCUGAACUACAUCGACAAAUACAAUUGCAACAGAAAUCAGUCAUUUCAGAUGAGGAAUAUAAUAUAAAGAAUCAACUUCCUUACCUCGAUGCUCCCCUAUCUCUGUCUGCCUUCGAUAGAUUGCACGUAACUGGCGUCAAUUCUCAUUCAUUCCAAAAUCAAGUAACUACGAACUUUAAGAUCCAUUUUAAUUGCCAUAGCCCGAAAUCAAAAGAACUUUUCGAAAAUCGUUGUAAUACUUUCGAAAAGAACAGUAAAAAUAAUCACGUUAGGAGUGUAUCGACUAGCGUUUUUGAAGAAUAUCGGUAUAACAAUUAUACCGAUUCGCAAGGAUCCAUGAAUCAAAAUGGUAUAAGCGAUCAUUCUGCUAAAUCCGUCAAAGAACACCAAUAUGGAAAAGGGACCAAUGGAUGGGCUCCACUGGUCUAUUUCGAUGAAGAGCUCGAAGCCGAUAUGAUGGAGCAAAUCGAAACUCAGCAUCAUGCAAAUUUUAAUAAAGAGGAUACCUCGGGAUGCGAUAACCUUACUAAUGCAUCAUUCGAUGAUAGUGGCUGUUGUCGAACGAAGAACAACGAAUGUAUCAGCAACGGUAAAUGCGACGGCAUUGAGACCGAGACGGAAGAACCAAUGCUGCUGCUUCAAAGGGAAGAGGACGAAUGGGACGAAGAAAAAAGGAGCCAGAUUUCAGUCGGGAUGGCCUCCUCCGGUUACCAUACGCUUAAUAAGCCAUCAUCUUCUUUCAAAUCCAAUUCCCUUCCUACGAGCAAUGAAAUCCUCAGCGAUGACGAUUGCCAUUGCAAAGAUGCCACUGUUAUGAAUAAUGAAUUAUUUGACAAUUUUAAAAUUCGCCAUGAGACGGAUAUUUCAUACGAAAUAAAUAGCGACGAUAAACGCAACAAAUAUUGUGUCGAUGACCAAUACGCUUUUGAUGAUGUAAAAUCGACUGAUAAAGUCAUAGAAAAUAACUCGAAGAUAGUUUCGAACUAUGAGGUUCAUGAUUUAGGUAACCAGCUUAUUAAAGCCUAUCACGAUGCUAGUCUUGAUGACAUGAUCAAAAAUAAGGAAGUCAAUGUAUCCAAUGGAAAUUUUAUUCAAUCUAAUCCGGUCUCGGAUAUCGGUAUUAAGCCUAGGCGUCAUUUUCGAAACGCCCGUCUCAGAAACUCUGGUAAUGUUAUAAAAACGACAGAUUUAACGCCUAUGGUGAAUUCUAAAAGAUGCAUGAAAGAUUCUAAAUCUCCCUAUGAGUAUGAAAUGGAAAUCAAUUCUCUCAGACUCCAACUUGAGCUAAUAAACAAAAAGCUGGUUGAUGCAGAGACAAAAUUUUAUAAAGGUUUCCACAAAAAUCACGAAGUGGCCCCAAUAAUUCAUUGUCCACUUGUGAUGCACGAAACAAAUUACGACUUAAAAAUAAAUAUUCCAAAUGGCGAUGUCGCGUCUCAUAAGAAAGAAAAGGACCAACAGAUCGAUAUUAUAUUACAAAAAUUGCUGAUGUUGGAAAAAGAGUUGAAAAUAGAGCAGAAAGAUGUCCAAUCAAAGGUCAACGAUAAGCAAAGGAUUAUAGAAGCCCAAGAACGCAAAAUACAAAAAUUGGACAAAACCAAUGAAAAACUUCUCAGUGCAUUAGGAAAAUUAAACGGCCUAAAAAUCAAUGAUAAUUCAAUCGAGCUUCCUGCAAAAAUUACUUGAAGGUCUUUAAUAAAGAGUCUACCUUAUUCAUUAUUAUUAACACAUUUCAAUUAUCACAUCAUUUAAACUGAUAUACCAUAUAUAAAUAAGCGAGGCAAUAUAUUUAUUAACA
This is a messenger RNA of Gordionus sp. m RMFG-2023, 5212 nucleotides long. RefSeq lists its product as uncharacterized. NCBI's taxonomy places the organism in Eukaryota, Metazoa, Nematomorpha, Gordioida, Chordodea, Parachordodidae. The coding region runs from base 127 to 5100 and encodes 1657 amino acids. Gene Ontology annotation, biological process: regulation of GTPase activity. The record is from RefSeq and is a predicted model, not a curated record. The transcript has 21 exons.